AUGAUCGCCAUUGGUAUGGAGGGCUCUGCCAACAAGAUUGGUAUCGGUAUCAUGUCACAUCCCAAAGAUGGCAGCCCACCACAAGUCCUCGCAAACAUUCGACACACCUAUGUUUCCCCACCUGGAGAAGGCUUUUUGCCCAAAGAUGUGGCGCGUCACCACCGAGCAUGGGUUGUCAACUUGGUGAAGGGAGCCCUCAAGGAAGCCCAAGUGUCGGUUGAGGAGGUCGAUUGCAUUUGCUUCACCCAGGGACCUGGAAUGGGUGCCCCGCUACAAGCCGUUGCGAUUGCGGCGCGCAUGCUGAGUCUUCUUUGGGGCAAGGCAUUGAUCGGAGUAAAUCACUGUGUAGGACGUGAGUAUUCUUUUGAGAAAUACGGCAUUAUAUUCCCUUUAUACCGAAGCAUACUGGCUAACUCUUCUCCUCUCUUCUUCAUAGACAUUGAAAUGGGUCGUCUAAUUACCGGCGCAACCAACCCCGUCGUCCUAUACGUCUCUGGCGGCAAUACACAAGUGAUCGCGUACAGCUCUCAACGGUACCGCAUUUUCGGCGAGACUCUCGAUAUCGCCGUGGGAAACUGUUUGGACCGAUUCGCCCGCACAUUACACAUAUCCAACGACCCUUUUCCGGGUUAUAAUAUCGAGCAGCUUGCUAAGCAAGGCAAGCAACUAGUAGACCUUCCAUACGUGGUGAAGGGCAUGGAUGUCUCCUUUUCUGGGAUUUUAGCAGCGAUCGAUUCAUUGGCUGCGACGUUGGGGUUAGGAGGGGAGGAACGGGCGAGAGAAGAUGCCGAAAGGGCCUCGAACGUGGAGCAGACAAGCCAAGACAAAGACUCUGACAACAAACCGACACGUGCGGAUCUGUGUUUCUCUCUUCAGGAAACUGUAUACGCUAUGCUUGUUGAGAUCACUGAGCGUGCAAUGGCACAUGUUGGAUCUAAACAAGUUCUUAUCGUUGGCGGCGUGGGCUCCAACGAGAGACUACAAGAGAUGAUGGGUAUUAUGGCACGGGAUCGUGGUGGCAGUGUUUAUGCCACGGAUGAACGCUUUUGCAUUGAUAAUGGAAUCAUGAUCGCGCAAGCUGGAAUGCUGGCUUAUCAGUCCGGCUUCCGGACGCCUCUGAAGGACUCUUCUUGCACACAGCGAUUCCGGACGGAUGAAGUGCAUGUUAAAUGGCGGGAGGAUUAA
Messenger RNA from Penicillium manginii, 1185 nucleotides. It is a transcript of the gene kae1, whose product is annotated as O-sialoglycoprotein endopeptidase. The transcript has a single exon. Gene Ontology annotation, cellular component: cytoplasm; EKC/KEOPS complex. Gene Ontology annotation, biological process: tRNA threonylcarbamoyladenosine modification. Lineage: Eukaryota; Fungi; Ascomycota; Eurotiomycetes; Eurotiales; Aspergillaceae. Bases 1 to 1185 code for a protein of 394 amino acids. The record is from RefSeq and is a predicted model, not a curated record.